Cylicocyclus nassatus is the source of this 893-nucleotide messenger RNA. NCBI's taxonomy places the organism in Eukaryota, Metazoa, Nematoda, Chromadorea, Rhabditida, Strongylidae. The record is from the annotation of a GenBank genome assembly.
UCAUUCUACUCGAUUUUCUCUUCAGAUGAAGCUACUCGUACUUUCCGUCCUUUUCGCUCUUGCUCUGGCAAAUGUUCGAGACAAACGACUAGCUGUGAGCACAAUCACAGUCACCGGAGGAAUGGGUCUAUCCACUGGCUGUGUCGUUACUGGUAACACUCUCUAUGCUAAUGGACUAAAAGUACGAGAUCUCACAUCAUCGGAAAAGUCAGAGCUCUCCACUUACCAGAAGGAAGUUGCUGACUACAAGGCGCAACUCAAACAAGCCAUCAAAGAGCGUGAAGACAAAAUCCGAGCACGACUUGCUGGCAAGAAGGAUGUGAAAUCUCUCGAACCACCAAAGGAGGAAGAUUUGCCAAAACCACCAAAAAAGCCAUCAUUCUGCACACCAGAGGAUACCACCCAAUUCUUCUUCGAAGGUUGCAUGAUCCAGAACAAUAAGGUCUACGUUGGCAACACCUUCGCCCGCGACCUCGACGAUAAUGAAAUCCAAGAGCUGAAAGAAUUCGAGAAGAAAUUCAAAGUCUACCAAGACUACGUCCAGAAGCAGGCCGAACAACAAGUGAGCAGCCUCUUCGGCGGUUCCGACUUUUUCUCUGCUCUCUUCGGUCGUGAAACUGAGUCCAAAUCCACCACCACCACUUUGGCCCCAGAACUCCCAGAAGAUGCUCCCGAACAACCACCCACUCCCAACUUCUGCACCAGAAUCAUCUAAAUCUGUUCAAGACAUUCUGUAUCGCACAUUUUGGGCAUGUUGGAUUUGGUGAAUAGGCGUCUGAGCGCUUCUCCUCUCGUACUUACGGUGUCGACUAGCACAUUAGUCACAAGCUUUGCAAUAUUUUGAGUCCUAUUGAGUUAUAUUGUAUAUUCGUGUGAUAAAAUUAUUAUUCAGC